Messenger RNA from Talaromyces atroroseus, 1350 nucleotides. RefSeq lists its product as hypothetical. Lineage: Eukaryota; Fungi; Ascomycota; Eurotiomycetes; Eurotiales; Trichocomaceae. Gene Ontology annotation, cellular component: membrane. Bases 1 to 1350 code for a protein of 449 amino acids. Gene Ontology annotation, biological process: ceramide biosynthetic process. The transcript has 4 exons. Gene Ontology annotation, molecular function: sphingosine N-acyltransferase activity. The record is from RefSeq and is a predicted model, not a curated record.
AUGUCUCGGGCCCAGUCUCCGUCCGGGAAGAUUGACCAGUUCAAUGCCUGCGUGUCGUCGUCGUCGCCGCCGUCGAGGUCGUUCCAGAAGGAUGCCAGCUUGCGAGAAUGGGUCGUUCAGAAUCAAAUAGGUAUCUCAUUGACCAUCCUCUCGACGCUGCUCGCCGCCCAUAACCUAUACCCCUCCGUCCAGUCUUUCACAGCGCCUUUUUUCCAGAUGUCCUAUUAUCACCCCGAGACCGGCUUAUAUACGCAAGGCUGGGACGAUGUAUAUUUUGUGAUCAGCGCGUUUUUGGCUUUCACGGCUGUCCGCGGCAUGUGCAUGGAUUGGAUAUUUACUCCCUUGGCCAGGUUCUGCGGCUUGAAGAGAAAGGCCUCGGUGCGAGUCGCUGAACAAGCCUGGUUGGUCUGCUAUGACUUGACUUACUGGAGCUAUGGCAUGUAUCUUUGGAGCAAUUCGAGCUAUUGGUGGGAUUACAAGGCCAUCUGGGCCGAGUGGCCCAGACGAGACCUUGCCGGAGAAAUGAAGUGGUAUCUUCUGACACAGCUCGCGUUCUGGAUUCAACAAAUUUUCACUGUCAAUAUUGAAGAGCGCCGGAAAGACUUUUACCAGAUGCUUAGCCACCACGUGAUUACAAGCACGUUGUUGAGCGCUGCGUAUAUAUACCGCUUUUUUAAUGUUGCGAACGUGGUCUUGUCUUUGAUGGAUAUUGUGGAUUUCUUACUGCCUACGGCGAAAAUCAUCAAGUACUUCGGAUACGAAACAAUCUGCAACGCCGCAUUCGUCGUAUUUAUUCUAACAUGGUUUAUCACCCGACACAUCUUCUACCCCAUACUUUGUUGGUCGAUCUACCAAAAUGUGCCCGCAGCAAUGCCGUACGGAUGCUAUUCCGGGACAACCGCGGAAUUGUAUACGACCGAUGGAUAUCCAAAUCGGUUUGCGUAUAUGUUCGGUCCGUACUUCAGCGAAGAAGGCCCGUUUUGCAUGAACCCAACUAUCAAAUGGGUAUUCCUUUCUUUCCUCCUAGCCAUUGAACUUCUUUCAUUGGUGUGGUUCACCAUGAUUAUGAGGGUCGCCAUCCACGCAAUCCGGUCUGGGAAUGCCGAGGAUAACCGGAGUGAUGACGAGGAUGAAGAGGAAGACGAAGAAGUGGAAGUCGAAGUGUCUAUGAGCCCGAGGAACGAAAGCUUCAACGUUGCCACAGUCGAGAAGGCGUCUGGUACUGAGAGCUCAUGGCGCAGGGCAAAUGCACCCGCUCACAGUCGGCGCGCCCAUGGUGGAAUACUGGGUGACAGUGACCGAAAAGCUCUUCUUGGUAGAAUUGGCUGUGAUAAGCCGACGCAUGAUUGA